AUGUUGGCCUGUACGGCGUGUCUCAGGAGGUCCACCAAGCCCAUCAAGGCAGUAGCUUUGUUCGCCGGGACGCCUCGCGUCUCUCAAUAUGGCCUGCCGCUGAUCCGACUAAGCCAUGCCGAUGCAAUUACACAGGAGAAGUUCAUGCGGAAAAUGAACGCAGCACCCCAAGAACAAGAGGUGCCAGCGAAAACUCAAAGAGAAAGAAGGAUCAAGCGGGUUGUUGAGAAAGAACUCGAGUACUCGGAGGACCGCUGGAAGAUUGCCCAGCAAGUCCAAGCGAUGCUUAAAACGGACCGUCACGAGGAGGCCGUCCUCCUGGUGAAAGAAGCCAGCAAGAAAGACGAUUGUGCUGUUGCCUGGAACCACGUUCUCGACUACGAGCUCGUCACCCGAAAAAGCCCGGCCAACGCAUGGAAGCUCUUCAACGACAUGAAGAAGCGCGGGCAGAAACCCAACGAGCAGACUUACACUAUCAUGUUCCGCGGUUUUGCCCACGUCCCUCAACCCGAGGCCGGUGUCAAGCGGGCGGUCCAGCUGUACCGUACUCUAUUGCAAGAUACAAGAGUCAAGGCGAACCAAAUACACCUCAACGCUGUCCUCCAAGCAUGCGGCCGCGGGAAGGACAUUGAUUCCAUGUUCGCCAUCUUGGAUUCGGCGGACCCGAAGGCCGGUCGCGGAGCAGACGCACGAACAUACACGACCAUUCUCAAUAGCUUGCGCUUCAGUAUCAUGUCCAAGUCUAGCCAUGAUAUCGGAGGUACCAGGGAGCCAGCGGGCACACAACAGAGCGAGACGCUAAAGGUUGUUGAUCAGUGCAAGCGCAUCUGGGAAGAGGUAAUGCGCGAGUGGCGAGCCGGAAAGCUUACCAUGGACGAGGAGUUGGUCCUGGCCAUGGGGCGCAUACUGCCAGAAAAGGAGUUGAUGCAGCAUUUGCAGGACACCAUGGGCAUACCCAACUUUGAGGACGCCAAAGUCAAAAGGGACUGGGGAGGUGUGAUCAACGAGGAUAAUGUCAUUAGAGGUAUCGCUGCCGUCAGCAACAAGCGAUCUCAGAAUGACCAAAAUCGCGAUGGCGUCAACCUCGCGGUUCCAGGUCCAAAGACACUCUCCCUCCUCAUUUCAUCCAGAGCCACCCAAAGACAGCCCCGAUUAGCCACCGAUUACUGGAAUCUUUUCGUCCUUCACUACGGCCUAAAGCCCGACGCCGGCAACUUCCAACUAUACAUGUCGCAACUUGAGCGCCGUGGAGCCAGCGCCCUCGCCAUGAACAUCCUCUCAGAGAUGCCCCAGGCCCAAUUCACAUCAUCUCUAGUACACCAGGCCCUACAAGCGUGCCUCCGUGAUAAUAUGAACCCCAAUGCCUUCACCAAUGCCACCGGCAUCAUCGACAACACGAUGUUGCGUGCAGAAUCUCUGAAGAACGAUAGGCGGUUUCCCCCACGCAUCGACAUCCUCGCGCUAGUUCUCUACCACCGAGUCGCUGUGGCAGCAGACCAUGCCUUCCGCCAGAUGGCCAAGUCUGGCAACCAUGAGGGUGCGGAUCGGGGCUACGGCAAGCAGCUGGCUUCGGCCGUCGAAAAGUUAUAUGGCCCUAUGUGCACGGCCAAGCAAGGUGUGCUGGCAGCGGCAAGACCAAGUGCCAAAUCCAAGGCCAAAGCCAAGCCGUCCGCCGAGAGAGGGGGCGAACGCCGCAUCGAGUUUGCGAAACUCGUCCUUGAUCUUGCUCGCAGCCUCAUCGCUACGGUCGACAGGAUCGAAAGGAGGCAGCUUCUCGAGCAAGGAGAUCAGCUUGAAGAUCUUAAGAAGAAGCGAAAUGCCAUCAACCGUUUCGUGGUCGAACUGACUGACCCCCAACAGCAGGACUCCCAGCCUGCUGUGUCCACCAGCAUAUAA
This is a messenger RNA of Colletotrichum gloeosporioides, 1896 nucleotides long. Its product is annotated as Pentatricopeptide repeat-containing protein 2. The transcript has a single exon. Gene Ontology annotation, molecular function: protein binding. Lineage: Eukaryota; Fungi; Ascomycota; Sordariomycetes; Glomerellales; Glomerellaceae. The record is from RefSeq and is a predicted model, not a curated record. Bases 1 to 1896 code for a protein of 631 amino acids.